Messenger RNA from Cajanus cajan (pigeon pea), 696 nucleotides. Its product is annotated as 16 kDa phloem protein 1. The record is from RefSeq and is a predicted model, not a curated record. NCBI's taxonomy places the organism in Eukaryota, Viridiplantae, Streptophyta, Magnoliopsida, Fabales, Fabaceae.
CUUCUUAAGCACGUCAUAAGAAUUUUGCAGAAUUAGAAUUUUGAGGAACCGAGACACUCAUGGCAAUUGGAUUCAUGGAGGUGCAUCUUGUGAAAGCAAAAGGCCUGCAUAACGCUGAUAUCUUUGGUAAAAUGGACCCCUAUGUUCUGAUACAAUACAAAGGCCAAGAGCAGAGGAGUAGUGUCGCUAUUGGACAAGGUAAAAAUCCAAUAUGGAACGAGAAAUUUAUCUUCAAAGUAGAAUACCCUGGAGUAGUCAAUCAACACAAGCUCAUCCUAAAAAUUAUGGACAAAGAUUUAUAUGCGGAUGAUUUUGUUGGACAAGCCAUAAUCCAUGUAAGGGAUUUAUUGGUCCAAGGAGUUGAAAAUGGAGGAGCUAAGCUACAAACUCUCAAGUAUAGAGUAGUUCGUGCAAACAAAUCUUAUCGAGGCGAAAUUGAUGUUGGUGUUACUUUCACCCCAAAGGUAGAAGACGAAUUUGUUGAAGAUGACUUGGGAGGAUGGAAAGAAAGUGAAUAUUAUCUGCCAUAGAUUAGGAAGGCCAACGUAUAAAAUCAAAGUUUUAACCGAAAGAAUAGUUUUAGAAUUGUCACUAUGAAACAGAUUUGAUUUGUUUCGAUCCCAUAUUAUUUCAUUCUUUAAUUCUUUUUAACAAGCACAUGCAAGAUAAAUGUACUAAAUUGUUGCUAUCAAAACU